AUGGGGUUUUUAGCAACAACUGGAGCAUUUGCACUUGUUUAUGUUGCAGCACGUCUUGCUGCUUUUUUCUAUCGACUUUUAUGUCCAGUUAAACUUAAUAUAAAAAAAUUCGGUGAAUGGGCGAUCGUUACAGGUAGCACAGAUGGUAUUGGUAGAGCAUAUGCUAUUGAAUUAGCUAAACGAGGUCUUAAUAUUAUCUUAAUUAGUCGAACAAAAGAAAAAUUAGAACAAGUAGCCAAAGAAAUCAAUGAAAAAAAUUCUGAUGUACAUGUUAAAACAAUUGCUGUUGAUUUUACAAAAGACAGUUCAAUUUAUACAACAAUUCGUGAAGAAAUUCGUGGUUUAGACAUUGGUAUUCUUGUCAACAAUGUUGGAAUGUCUUAUGAAUAUCCUGAAUUAUUUGAUAAAGUUGAAGACAGUGCAAAAUUAGUGCAGAAUAUGAUACGAUGUAAUGUUGAUUCAGUUGCUUAUAUGACUCAAAUGAUUCUACCUGAUAUGCUUCAAAAACGACGUGGUCUUAUUGUUAAUGUAUCAAGUGUUUCAGGUCGACGACCAGUACCAUUGUUAGGUCUCUAUUCUGGUACAAAAGGAUUUGUUGAUUUAUUUUCAAGAUCAUUAGCUGCUGAAUGUGCAACACGUGGUGUAUUGAUUCAAUCAUUAUGUCCCGGUUUUGUUGUUAGUAAACUAUCUGGCAUUCGUAAAUCAUCAUUAUUUUCUCCAACACCAGAACAAUUUGUUCGUAGUGCAAUUGAUCGUGUUUCACUUCCAUUUACAACAGGAUAUUGGGCACAUGAACUUCAAGAUUUUGGUCAAUCACUUUUACCAGACUUUCUCUCAAACAAACUUACUAUGCUUGUUUUAGGUGGCGUUCGUGCAAAAGCAUUAAAAAAACGUAAUAAAGGACAAUAA
Adineta steineri is the source of this 909-nucleotide messenger RNA. The record is from the annotation of a GenBank genome assembly. Lineage: Eukaryota; Metazoa; Rotifera; Eurotatoria; Adinetida; Adinetidae.